UGGAUCUUUAAUUAGCAGGUCAAUACCAGAGUCUCUCUAGCUACUUCUCCUGCUUGCUAUAGCCCUGUGUUGCGCUAGGCUGUGUCAUAUAAUGGAUCACGCUGGCAACACGGUCGCGAACGUGACGGUGGCGCAGCAGCCGCAUUACGGGCGGUCCGUGUCGCCGCCGUCGAGGGUGUCGUCGUGCUCGCCGCCACCACCUCCUGUCGGCACCGCCUCCUUGCUGGUGGGCAACACGUCGUCGUCGUCGUCACCGACGACGACCGUCGUGCUGAGCCCGUGCGCCGCGUGCAAGGUGCUCCGCCGCCGGUGCGCCGACGGCUGCGUGCUGGCUCCUUACUUCCCUCCUACCGAACCGACCAAGUUCACUACCGCGCACCGCGUGUUCGGCGCCAGCAACAUCAUCAAGCUCCUCCAGGAAUUGCCGGAGAGCGCGCGGGCGGACGCGGUGAGCAGCAUGGUGUACGAGGCGGAGGCGAGGCUGCGGGACCCGGUGUACGGGUGCGCGGGGGCGGUGUGCCGGCUGCAGAAGGAGGCGAACGAGCUCAAGGUGCAGCUCGCGCGCGCGCAGGCCGACCUGCUCAACGCGCGGGCGCAGCACGACAACCUCGUCGCCCUCGUCUGCGUCGAGCUCGCGCACCGCCGCCGGGACGACGACCAGCAGCUGGAAUACCAGGCGCCGGCGCCGCCGCUGCCGCACCCGGCGGAGUACUGUAGCGGCGGCGCAGGCUUCGGCGCCACCGUGUACCAGCCGUUCUACGACUCGGACCUGGACUCGGCGGCGUGGGGCGAGCCCCAGCUAUGGACGUGAUACAAAUUUGCAUGGUCAGCGCGGCUAGCUAAGCUAAGCUAAGCUACCAUACUCCGUAUUUGGCAUGCAGGGUAAUUAAUAAUCUAGAGCACUAGUAGUAAUUAAGUACUGUAAUUAGAAACAGAUCAGUUUAAAGAAGGAACUAUAAUUAGUACCUGGCGGCUUAGCUAGUGUCGUGCUUCGAGUACAUGUAACAGCAACGGUUAUACAUACUUCAGCCGGCCGGAACAGUUUAUGCUUGCUUUCAGAGUGUUAUGUUCUUCAGAUUUAAAACAAGAUCAGAUAUUUUGCAA
This is a messenger RNA of Oryza sativa Japonica Group (Japanese rice), 1104 nucleotides long. RefSeq names its product LOB domain-containing protein 1. The record is from RefSeq and is a predicted model, not a curated record. NCBI's taxonomy places the organism in Eukaryota, Viridiplantae, Streptophyta, Magnoliopsida, Poales, Poaceae.